AUGCCUUCUCCGCAGCAGGUCUAUCUGCUUCCCCUGAAAGAUGAUGGCUCUCCGGACGUCCCCGGCGGCUAUAUUUACCUGCCUCCACCGACCAAUCCCCCCUAUCUGCUUCGGUUCGUUAUCGAGGGAAGCAGUUCGAUUUGCAGAGAUGGGCUGUUAUGGGUGAAUAUGCCUGAGACUGAAAAGUCUUUUGACCGCUCCGUUUUUCAAAGUUUCAGAUUGCACCCGGACUUCAACAAGAACAUUCAGAUUGAUAUUGCUAUCACGUCGCCGGGAUCUUUUGCCUUCUACACCACAUUUUCUCCGCUUCCAGAAUUCUCCGUCUCUCCCGUCGCAACAAGGGCAACCGCAAGAACACCAACCCAUUAUGUAGAUGUAUCCCCAAGCCUGACACUCAAGGGGCGAGACCUCCCUCUCAAUGCUCUCUCAGUCUUUUCGGUCAUAUCCAAGUUCAUGGGGAAGUAUCCCACCGAUUGGGAGAGACACCUCGAAAGCAUCAGCAACCGCAAUUACAACAUGAUUCACUUCACGCCUUUGAUGAAACGUGGUGCAUCGAACUCCCCUUACAGUAUUUACGACCAGUUGACCUUUGAUGAAGCUUCGUUUCCAAACGGAGAAUCCGACGUUGCCCAAUUGAUUUCAAGAAUGGAAAAUAAGUAUGGUCUCUUAUCACUCACAGACGUGGUUUGGAACCAUACGGCAAAUAAUAGCAAAUGGCUUGAGGAGCACCCGGAGGCGGGUUAUAGUGUUGAGACGGCCCCCUGGCUUGAGGCAGCACUGGUCUUGGAUAAUGCUUUGCUGAAGUUCGGUCGUGAACUUGGCCCAUUGGGUCUUCCGACAGACUUCAAGACUGUUGAUGAUCUCCUGUCCGUCAUGAACGUGGCCAAGGACCGUGUCAUCCACGAACUGCAAUUGUGGGAGUUUUAUGUGAUUGAUGUGAAAGCAAACGCCCGGGAAAUCCUCGCCAAAUGGAAAAGCUCUGACAACAUAGACUUGACGAGGGAUCCAUGGUCGCAGUUUGAUCUCGCUGGAUACAAGAAUUGGACUCUCAAACAGCAGGCCGACUUCAUUCGUGCUCAAGCGAUACCAACAUACAAGCAAGUUCUCGGGAGGUUCGAGCGCGCGAUUGAUGUCAACAUUGGUGCGGCAGUCCUGACAGCUCUUUUCGGCUCCAAAGACCAGAUCGAAUCGGAUAAUACCGUAGAAGGGGCCCUGGUAGCAAUUCUCGAUGAAGUGAACUUGCCUUUUUAUAAAGAGUACGACGAAGAUGUCUCCGAGAUAAUGAACCAACUUUUCAAUCGCAUCAAGUAUCUUCGAAUCGACGAUCAUGGACCAAAGCUCGGCACCGUGACCGACGAGAACCCGUUGAUCGAGUCCUACUUCACUAGGCUACCACUCAAUGAAACCACCCAGCGCCAUAGCUCCAAGGCACUUGCGCUUGUGAAUAAUGGUUGGAUUUGGAAUGCCGAUGCAAUGCGGGACAAUGCUGGACCGGAUUCCAGGGCAUACUUACGCCGGGAGGUGAUUGUUUGGGGCGACUGCGUGAAGCUGAGAUACGGGUCCGGCCCCCAAGACAAUCCAUUCCUGUGGGAUUUCAUGACCCAGUAUACGCGCUUAAUGGCAAAAUACUUCUCAGGGUUUCGCAUUGAUAACUGCCACUCAACGCCCCUUGUCGUUGCUGAAUACCUGCUGGACGAGGCUCGAAAAGUUCGACCCAACCUUACUGUCUUCGCUGAGCUUUUUACGGGCUCCGAGGAAGCUGACUACGUGUUCGUCAAGCGACUUGGUAUAAACGCCCUUAUUCGAGAAGCUAUGCAAGCCUGGAGCACUGGGGAGCUAAGUCGGCUGGUUCACCGUCAUGGUGGUCGUCCUAUCGGGAGUUUUGAUGUCGACUUGCCGUCAGCUGGAAGUAGCCAUGCAUUGGUCUCUGCGAACCCCGAAAAUACGCCGGAGAGCCUAUCGCAUAUUCGACCGUGCCCUGUUCAGGCCUUGUUCAUGGAUUGUACUCAUGAUAAUGAAACUCCAUCGCAAAAGCGGACUGCAAAGGAUACCUUGCCAAAUGCCGCCCUGGUCUCGAUGUGUGCAUCAGCGAUCGGAAGUGUUAUGGGCUAUGACGAGAUAUACCCGAAAUUAGUAGAUCUUGUUCAUGAGGAACGACUUUAUUCGUCAGGGAGAUCGGAUCCUUCAAACCAGGGUACUCAGGCUUCCGAAGGCGGCAUUGGCACCGUGAAGACGCUCUUGAACAGACUCCAUACCAUGAUGGGGGUGGACGGAUACGAUGAAACCCAUAUUCAUCAUGAUGGCGAGUAUAUCACCGUCCACAGGGUACAUCCCAAAACUCGGAAAGGUGUCUUCCUCGUGGCACAUACCGCAUUCCCUGGUCAUGAAAGUCAGCCUCCCAUGGCGCCUACCCAUCUGACUGGUACUCAAGCAAAACAUGUCGGGACCUGGCUCCUGGAGGUCGAUGCGACAGACAAUGCGAAAAAUGAAACUCUAGCAGAUAAAUCAUAUUUGCGAGGACUGCCUAGUAUAGUUCGCGAAAUCGAGGGGGUUGCUAUCGAGCGUCGGGGAAACGACACAAUCAUUUCUGUGUUGGAAGCUUUCGUCGCUGGAUCCAUCGCGCUGUUUGAAACCUCUAUUCCAGAAGCUGAGCACUCCACGGGUCUAGCCAAUUACAUUAUUGAAGGUGCUGACCUUGCGUUUUCGAAACUCAGCCUAAUAGACCUGAACUUUGUGCUUUACCGUUGUGAUGCGGAGGAGAGAGACUCCAGUGGUGGCCAAGACGGGGUGUACAGCAUCCCGAACCAUGGACCUUUGGUUUAUGCCGGACUUCAGGGAUGGUGGAGCUUGCUUGAAAACAUCAUCAAAUAUAACGAGCUUGGGCACCCAUUGUGUGAUCAUCUACGACAGGGCCAGUGGGCUCUUGAUUAUAUAGUGGGACGCUUGAAGAAAGUUGCACAAAAAGAAGGAUACGAUGCUGUGCAUGACCCUGCUGUAUGGCUGCAAGAGAAAUUUGACGCUGUUCGCCAGCUACCGAAUUUUCUUCUGCCGAGAUAUUUUGCCAUCAUUGUCCAAGUCGCCUACAAUGCAGCCUGGAAAAGGGGGAUCCGUCUUUUGGGAAGUAACAUCCAGAAAGGACAGGAAUUUGUCCAUCAACUGGGCAUGGUUAGCGUGCAGCAAACAGGCUACGUGAAUUCUGCAUCUUUAUGGCCAACGAAAAGAGUUCCAAGCCUCGCGGCUGGUUUGCCACACUUUGCCACGGAUUGGGCAAGAUGCUGGGGUCGGGAUGUUUUCAUUUCUCUUCGGGGUCUAUUGCUGUGUACCAGCCGAUUUGACGAAGCCAAGGAGCACAUUCUUGCUUUUGCUAGUGUGCUCAAACAUGGCAUGAUCCCUAACCUUCUGGGCAGCGGAAAGCUUCCACGAUACAACUCACGCGAUUCGGUGUGGUUUCUAUUGCAAGCCAUUCAAGACUAUACAGAAAUGGCACCAGAUGGACUGCAAAUAUUGAAUGAACAGGUUCCGCGCAGGUUCUUACCGUAUGACGACACCUGGUUCCCAUUUGAUGAUCCGCGGGCGUACUCUCAACACUCGACAGUUUCCGACAUCAUUCAAGAGGUCUUCCAACGCCAUGCCAGCGGGUUGUCGUUCCGGGAAUACAAUGCGGGACCGGAAUUAGAUGUGCAAAUGAAGGCAGAGGGCUUUCAGAUAGACGUCGCUGUCGACUGGGAGACAGGAUUAAUAUUUGGAGGUAGUCAGUCCAAUUGCGGAACAUGGCAAGACAAAAUGGGCGAGAGCGAGAAUGCUGGAAACAAGGGCUUUCCUGGGACGCCACGAGACGGUGCAGCCAUUGAAAUCACUGGUCUGGUUUAUAGUACCCUGAAAUGGGUCACCAGUCUCCAUCAAAGGGGCCUCUAUCCUCACGACAAGGUCCAAGUAGACGAUAAAUCAGUAACCUUCGAUGACUGGGCUGGAAGAAUCAAAAACAGCUUCGAGCGUUGCUAUUACGUGCCCCUUGAUCCGAGUGAGAACAGUCAGUACGAUGUUGAUUCCACAAUCAUCAAUCGCCGCGGCAUAUACAAGGAUCUAUACAGAUCCGGGAAGCCGUAUGAGGACUACCAGCUUCGAUCGAACUUUCCCAUUGCUAUGACGGUAUCACCAGACCUGUUUACCCCUACCAAAGCCUUGGCUGCUCUCGCUCUUGCAGAUACUGUGCUUGUCGGCCCUAUGGGAAUGGCCACGCUCGAUCCAUCUGACUUGAAUUAUCGGCCCAACUACAACAACUCGGAAGAUUCAACUGAUUUCGCGACUUCCAAGGGUAGGAACUAUCACCAAGGUCCUGAGUGGGUCUGGCAGCGCGGUUACUUCCUCCGAGCUUUCCUCUACUUUGAUCUUGCUCGAAGGAAGACACCUGAGGAAAGAACCGAAGCUUACCAGCAAGUGACUCGCCGGGCGGUGCACAUUGCGCAGACUCGCCGCGUGCCCAUAUGCAUUAACAAAGACCUUUACUUUAACUCGGACCGAAACUACUACAUCUAUAAUCGUGUCCUAUCGAGAGCCAUGUCUCUCAGCGAGUCUGCCGCCACAGCUGUGCUGUCAGUUGCAGCUGUGGCGAGCGACACACCGGGGGGAGGACACCAACCGCGGUGGGACGAUCAAACGAGAGGUCAACGCGACCUUUACACGCAGCUUGUGAUUAGUGUUGCGGUGGGGUUAUCCGCAUUCAUGGCAUUCUGCGUUUUGCGACCGAAAUGGACAGAGCUGUAUGCCGCACGCAGGCGACAAUGCGGUGCGGCAUCGCAUCUACCAGAACUUCCUGAUAGCUUCUUCGGAUGGAUACCGGUUCUACAUAGGAUAACUGAAGAGGAGGUGUUACAUUCUGCUGGCUUGGAUGCGUUUGUUUUCCUUUCCUUUUUCAAAUUUGCGAUCCGACUUCUCUCCGGGGUGUUCAUUGUUGCCUUGGUAAUAAUUCUUCCCAUUCACUAUAAAUAUAUCGGUAAAUCCGGCGUUCCCGGAUGGGACGGCAAUGACGGUGAAGCUUUUGAUGGGGACAAGGACAAGAAAAAGCUCAUAUCGGAUCCCAACUACUUGUGGAUGUAUGUGAUAUUUCCAUAUCUUUUCAGUGGACUGGCCGUCUACCUGCUUCUCCAAGAGACAAACAAAAUCAUCAGCAUAAGACAAAACUAUCUCGGAAGUCAAACCAGCACCACGGAUAGGACGAUUCGGUUGUCUGGCAUUCCCGAGGAGAUGGGCUCCGAGGAGAAGAUAAGGGAAUUUGUGGAAGGUCUGCAAAUUGGCAAGAUCGAGAGCGUUACACUGUGUAGAGAUUGGCACGAACUAGACCUUUUGAUCGAUGAGCGACUCAAAAUACUGCGCAAACUGGAGAGAGCGUGGACAAAACACCUGGGGUAUGAGCGAGCGAAGUCUAACUUGAACACUCUACCCUUAGCAGUACAUCAACCACGAGGCUCGAGCUUGGCAUCAGACGGAGACAGUGAUCGGAUCCAACUUCUAUCAGGGAGCGCACGGGCUCAUAUCUCUGAUUAUGCGUCAAAAAGGCCGACGGUCCGCAUCUGGUAUGGGCCAUUCAAACUGCGGUACAAGAGUAUUGAUGCAAUCGACUAUUACGAGGAGAAAUUGAGGAGGAUCGACGAACAUAUCCAGAUCGCGCGAGAAAAAGAAUACCCCCCUACCGAGCUAGCUUUUGUUACCAUGGAGUCCAUCGCUGCCUCGCAGAUGCUCGUCCAAACCAUUCUCGAUCCCCAUCCUAUGCGUCUUCUUGCCCGACUAGCGCCUGCCCCGGCUGAUGUCGUCUGGAAAAACACGUACCAGCCGCGUUCGCGACGAAUGAUGCAAGCUUGGUUUAUCACAGGGGUGAUCGGGUUUUUAACAAUCUUCUGGUCAGCUCUUCUGGUUCCAUUCGCGUAUCUUUUGAACCUGCAGACGCUCGGCAAAGUAUUCCCUCAGUUGGCCGAUGCACUUGCUCGGCAUGCUAUUCUCGGGUCUCUUGUCCAAACUGGUUUGCCGACCUUGGUUCUCUCGCUGUUGACCGUAGCCGUCCCAUACCUGUACAAUUGGUUAUCUAAUCUGCAAGGAAUGAUGUCGCGGGGCGAUGUGGAGUUAUCGGUCAUAUCCAAGAACUUCUUCUUUUCGUUCUUCAACCUAUUCCUUGUGUUCACUGUGUUCGGAGCAGCAACGACAUUCUACGGCUUUUUGGAUAAGCUGCGAGGCGUGUUCAAAGACGCAACCACCAUUGCAUUUGCACUGGCCCAGACAUUGGAAGGUUUUGCUCCCUUUUAUAUUAACCUUAUUAUCCUGCAAGGAUUAGGAUUGUUCCCCUUCCGACUCCUGGAAUUCGGCAGCGUUGCUCUGUACCCUUUCAACUUCCUGACCGCGAGAACACCUCGAGACUACGCAGAGCUGUCGACUCCCCCUACAUUCAGCUACGGAUACUCCAUCCCGCAGACCAUCCUAAUCCUGGUUAUCUGUGUCGUCUACAGCGUGUUCCCCAGUUCGUGGCUGAUCUGUCUAUUCGGGCUUGUGUACUUCACAAUCGGCCGGUUCAUUUACAAAUACCAGCUACUCUACGCGAUGAACCAUCAGCAACAUUCCACCGGGCGAGCAUGGCCCAUGAUUUGCAACCGGGUAUUGGUUGGAUUGAUGUUUUUCCAGCUAGCAAUGAUCGGCGUCCUGUCCCUUCGCAGGGCAAUCACCCGAUCAUUGCUCCUUGUGCCCCUUCUCGGUGCAACUGUAUGGUUCAGCUAUUUCUUUUCCAGGAGCUAUGAACCACUGAUGAAAUUCAUUGCUCUCAAGAGCAUUGACCGAGACCGCCCCGGUGGCGGGGACAUUUCUCCUUCGCCCUCGGCUACCUUUUCACCCCCAUCUGGUCUCGACCGCGAUGCUCUCCCUCCCUGCUUCGGCGCCCCAGAGCUGAACUCAAGGUUGAGGAAAUAUGUCAAUCCGAGUCUCAUUCUACCGCUCAGUGACGCAUGGCUCCCAGGACACGGCCAGCAGACCAACACUGUUUAA
Messenger RNA from Aspergillus affinis, 7026 nucleotides. Its product is annotated as putative glycogen debranching enzyme Gdb1. The record is from RefSeq and is a predicted model, not a curated record. NCBI's taxonomy places the organism in Eukaryota, Fungi, Ascomycota, Eurotiomycetes, Eurotiales, Aspergillaceae. Gene Ontology annotation, molecular function: 4-alpha-glucanotransferase activity; amylo-alpha-1,6-glucosidase activity. The transcript has 7 exons. Gene Ontology annotation, cellular component: membrane. Gene Ontology annotation, biological process: glycogen catabolic process. Bases 1 to 7026 code for a protein of 2341 amino acids.